AUGGUUCAACCAGUGGAGGAACACCACUUCAACCAGGCCAACCGAUAUCCGCAAUAUCCUGGACAACCGGGAAUCCCACUAGAACCAGGAUACCCAGGAGCGCCUGGAACUCCGGGAACACCUGGCACACCUGGACGACCCGGACAUCCUGGAAAACCCGGACGACCCGGACAUCCUGGAAAACCUGGAAAACCUGGAACGCCUUCGAAACCAGGAUAUCCUGGAACACCAGGUACCCCUGGAUCACCUGGUACACCACCGCAGCCAGGUUAUCCGGGAACUCCGGGAUACCCUGGAACUCCUGGAACUCCAGGAACACCUGGACAUCCUGGAACACCACCUCAACCUGGUUACCCUGGGACACCUGGAACUCCCGGAACGCCAGGAAGGCCACCGCAACCUGGUUACCCUGGAACACCUGGGACGCCUGGUACUCCUGGAACACCACCUCAACCAGGAUACCCUGGAACACCUGGAAUUCCUGGUACGCCUGGUCAUCCCGGAACACCUCCGCAACCUGGUUACCCCGGCACACCUGGCACGCCUGGAACUCCUGGAACGCCACCUCAACCUGGUUACCCUGGCACACCUGGCACGCCUGGAACUCCUGGAACGCCACCUCAACCUAGUUACCCUGGGACUCCCGGAACACCUGGACAUCCUGGAACACCAGGAACGCCACUACAACCUGGUUACCCUGGAACACCAGGAACUCCUGGUACACCUGGACAUCCUGGAACGCCAGGAACGCCACCACAACCAGGAACGCCACUACAACCUGGUUACCCUGGGAUACCUGGAACUCCCGGAACGCCUGGACAUCCUGGAACACCAGGAACACCACCACAACCUGGUUACCCUGGAACUCCCGGACAUCCAGGAUCUCCAGGAACGCCAGGAAGACCGCCUCAACCAGGAUACCCUGGUACUCCCGGGCAACCUGGACAUCCAGAAAUACCAGGAACACCGUCUCAACCUGGAUACCCUGGAACGCCCGGAGUCCCGGGUAUACCCGGAACACCUGGGCGGCCAGGCAAGCCUGGAAAACCAGGUCAUCCUGGAAAGCCUGGUAAACCGGGAACACCUGGAACGCCGCCGCAACCUGGAUAUCCUGGAGCCCCAGGUCAACCUGGACUGCCUGGUAUACCUGGAACGCCUGGAACGCCACCGCAACCUGGAUAUCCUGGAACUCCGGGUCAACCUGGUAUACCUGGAACGCCUGGAACACCUGAAAAACCGGGUAAACCUGGUAGACCAGGUAAGCCUGGCAAACCCGGCAAACCUGGUAAACCAUGUAAACAUGGCAAACCAGGCCACCAUGGUACUUGCGAUACACCCGGGAGCCAACCACCUCCAUUAGAACCUACAUAUCCUGGAACUCCAGGUGUCGAAGGUCCGCCAGGUACACCUGGACUUCCACCGUAUCCCCCUCAUCCGGGAUAUCCUGGGACACCCGGAAUUCCUCCUUAUCCGCCACAAACAGGUUACCCCGGGACACCAGGCAGUCCUGGAUCUUCUGGUAGCCCUGGCACACCUGGAUAUCCCGGCACACCCGGCCAUCCUGGCACUCCAGGAACACCUGGAACGCCCGGUAUACCGCCACAACCUGGAUACCCUGGUACACCUGGAACACCCGGAACACCCGGAAUACCAGCACAGCCUGGAUACCCCGGUACACCUGGUACUCCAGGACAUCCUGGUACGCCUGGGAGACCUCCACAACCUGGAUACCCUGGGACUCCUGGAACACCCGGUCAUCCUGGAACUCCUGGAAUACCGCCACAACCUGGAUACCCUGGCACACCUGGUACUCCAGGACAUCCAGGAACUCCUGGAACACCUGGAAGACCUCCACAACCUGGAUACCCUGGUACACCUGGAACACCUGGAACUCCCGGAACACCGGCACAGCCUGGAUACCCUGGUACACCUGGAACUCCAGGAUAUCCUGGAACACCUGGAAGACCUCCACAGCCUGGAUACCCUGGAAUACCAGGAACACCGCCUCAACCUGGGUACCCUGGAACUCCUGGAGUCCCAGGUACACCCGGAAUACCUGGACGGCCAGGCAAGCCUGGAAAACCAGGUCAUCCUGGAAAACCAGGUCAUCCUGGAACACCUGGAACACCGGCACAGCCUGGAUACCCUGGUACACCUGGAACUCCAGGACAUCCAGGACAUCCUGGAACUCCUGGAACUCCUGGAACGCCACUAGAACCUGGCCAUCCUGGAACUUCAAAACCAGAUCACGGACAAUAUCCUACGUAUCCUGGAUAUCCCACUGGACCACCAGGUCCAGUUGGCGGUGUUGGACCCGAUGGUCCGAAUGGUCCAUGGCCUAAUGGUCCCGAUGGGCCGCAAGGUCCAGGUGGUCCAGGUGGUCCCGGAGGUCCAGGCGGUCCAGAGGGGCCAGAAGGGCCAGUGGGUGGAGUUGGAGGAGUAGGUGGCGAAGGAGGUGUUGGGCCUGAUGGACCAGAUGGUCCAUGGCCGACCGGUUCACCUGGACCUGACGGACCAUGGCCUGGUGAUCCAGACUACGUACCUGGAGUAGCACCAACUGCGCGACCUCGAUAUGAAGGACCAAUUAAGCUUCAAUAUCCUUUGAGAUAUCCCGAAUCCUCAACACCAGCUACGUUCAAUGAACCCUUCUACGGUGACUUUGGACAGAAACAAGUAGAACGAUUAACGUCCAGUUCCAAGUUCAGUUCAGAUUUCAGAAGAAAUGGCACAUUAGGUGGAAAUUACGAGAAGAACGUUGAGUCUACUGAUUUUGGGUAUCCAACCAAAACAAGUGGUCCGUUCGGUUUGAAAGAAAACCAAUACCAAGGUUCCUCGGAAAGACAGGGAUAUAGCCAAAAGCAACUAAAUCAGAAUGCAGAUGCAAUUAAUUCUUUGCUACAGAAGCAACGAAAGGAGUCUCGAAAGUAUACCGAAGAAGAAGGCGCAGACAUAUACGCUGGCGUUACGAAACUUGCGCCGCCUGGAGUCCCUCAAACCGUGUACAACGAGGUAAAGAAAACAUCGAGCAAGUAUACUGGUCAAGAGCAGGUCGAGCAAACCAGCCGUGGGCAUCGUAAAUUUUCCCAACAGGUUACAAAAGUGAGUCAACCUAUUCAAAACAAUCCAAUUAUCGAGUUAGAAACAUCCAACGACGCGUAUCAAAAUACUGACGGAAAGGCCAACGUAAGGUUUCAGUCAUCCAGCGGAAGUAGAGCGGCAUUCAUCAAACAGGUAAACGAUUUGUCUGAGACAUUAGAGCCGAAUCCAGAUAUCGCUGCUAUUGGGGUUCAACCACCAAGCCCGAACAUCAAGCCCUACAAAGAGUCAAUAGGGCCAGAUCCAAAAACCUGUCCUUGCUAUCUGCUCGAGCCUGGUAAUGAUACCGCCACUACCACGAGCACGACAUCCGUUCCUCUAAUUGGUCAGCUUGGCUUCAUUCCCGUGGUGUUUGUACCAUACUGUCCGGGCGACGAAACGGACGGCCAAUACAUGAAAGACAUGUUCCCCUCCGCAAUGCCCGUUCCGUAUACAUGCAAUGCAUGUGGCGCGCAAAACGGACGAAUCGAAACGAAGCUUCUCAGCCUGAAUCAGCUUGGCAACAUCGAGAACCUAAGGGAGGCGUUACGUCAAGCGAAACUUGGCUUUUUGAAUGUUUCAGCCCGGAGUCGAACCGAGAGGCGACGAACCAAGACCCGGAACGUCAAGUGAAGAAUGUAAUUGUAACGAACGGUCGUCGAGCCAAGACUCGACCGUCAGGAAAAUUUCUGGUUUACAGGGAGGAAGUCCGUAAUGACGAUAAACUGGCCGUCUAUCAGCUGCUGGACAGCUGACGGAUGGCCAACUUGAACACGAUCGAAAAACAGAGACGUCGUCUUGUUGGAUAACUAUCGGAUAAUCUAUCCAUUCGCACACUGACGUGAAAGGUGCGUGUUCCAUUAAGUAAGAUUCGUGGAAUUCGCUUAGGACGAUCGACUACGGUUAUUCGGUGGUAGCGUACCAACAAGCGUAAGGGUUUUUCCUUAUUUUUCUUUCCUUGAUGAAACUUUAACUGUUUACAAACGGACCUGGCAAGGUAUAGCGUAUUUUGCUAUUUUCUUCCUGUUGAUGGUGAGAGGCUAUAAUUUUUUUGUGGGUGGUUCUAUAAAGCGUGAUUUCGAUGCUAGAAUUUACUCGAUGAUGCAUUUUUCGAGACUGAAAUAAUUUCUUUUAUUUAAACAUUUCAUCCGUUAAGAAGGAAUCCCUAGGAUGAAUUUAAUGUCACAAAUAUCUACUUACACGUUUGCAUUUAAAAGAGGUAACAAAGUUCGCUUGGCUGAGGAAAAUUACCACGAGUAAAUGAAAAUGCGGUUUCCACGUUAUGUACAACCACCUCCAAAUAAUGUUGUAUCUUUGCAACAUCGUCAGGAAAAACUUGAAACGAUAUCGCGCACGACAAUACGAUAAUAAAAUAAGUUUUCAAUGAAUUAUUUAUACGAUCUAAAUCUAAUUUUAAUUUAAUUCGCGUAAAUGAUUAACUUCUCGUCUUUUUGAACACAUUGCAAUUUAUGUGUCACCGUGUUUCGCUAGCGAAGGUGAAGAAAAAAUAGAUCGCAAUUUCCAUCGUUAUUGUUACAGUAGCUAGACGACGACUAAUACUUUUGCUCGCUUCGAAUUAAGAAGACGAAUAAGCAGUUGCAACGCCAUAGUGACUACAAAAGUUAUUGCAUGGAAAAGAGAUAACUCUAUUUUCGAAAAAUUUGUCGUUAUUGUUGCACGCGUUUUGUGAAAUAACUUGUUUCAAGGAAUUUUCGUACAGGUAUUAACAAGAUCUAGACUGUCUCGUAACGUUUUUUCUUAUUGGGUAUUACGUUGGAACGGAAAUCUAAAUUAAUUAUUUCGUUAUCCUCAGCUGAUAUUUAAUUUCAAGAGUACUGCUUCGUUUCGCUCGAUGUUGGUCUAAUUGCGUAUCAUGAUAACGUAUCCUGCGCACUCCGGUUGCAAAUUUUUCAAUUUAAGUUAUGAAAACAUCGUGAGAAAUGAAGACAUAUGCUACGUCGUCAUUUUGUAUGCUUGAGAUUAGAUAUUGAUCGUACAAAUGCUAAUACGUACUUUAAUUCUUAUUGAGCGCGUACAGAGCGGUUGUCGCGUUUAGGUCACUUUCGGAUAUGGAAUCGUGUAGCAUAGGACGAAAGACUCGUGACAUAUUUUACAUAAAUCAUGCGAAAUGUAGUCCUUUUUAGCCGGACAUUAUUUUAUCGAAACGGCAUUCGACGAUUUAUGUAUGGUACUGAACACAACAGUCCGUGCGAAACUGUACGUGCUCGACACGUGUUUGGAAUAACAGAACGAUUAUAUUUGUACAUCGGAUAUAAGCUAAGUAACAUGUAUCUUCUUCUAUUAGCAUAGGGAUCGAUACAUUUUCAAUAAAUUAUACAUAAUUGUACAUAUUAAUAUUGCGUUCAUCCAAUGUUCCUUUACGAGCAUGAAUCAUGUAUUUUUAUUAAAUAAAACUAAUCACGAAAUACGCAGUU
Messenger RNA from Hylaeus anthracinus, 5510 nucleotides. RefSeq names its product collagen alpha-1(IV) chain-like. NCBI's taxonomy places the organism in Eukaryota, Metazoa, Arthropoda, Insecta, Hymenoptera, Colletidae. The transcript has 5 exons. The record is from RefSeq and is a predicted model, not a curated record. The coding region runs from base 1 to 3708 and encodes 1235 amino acids.